Messenger RNA from Eriocheir sinensis (Chinese mitten crab), 4553 nucleotides. RefSeq lists its product as uncharacterized. The transcript has 30 exons. The record is from RefSeq and is a predicted model, not a curated record. NCBI's taxonomy places the organism in Eukaryota, Metazoa, Arthropoda, Malacostraca, Decapoda, Varunidae. The coding region runs from base 35 to 3976 and encodes 1313 amino acids.
GUGUCAUUCUCUCCUCGUCAGCCUCGUCAGCACCAUGCAUCGCCAGCAACUCCUCCUGCGGCCUCCUGAAUUCCUCCUGCUCACCAUUCUGCUUAUCUUCGGUGGCGGAGUCUUGUCGAACUGCCCACUGAGCUACAAUGGCUACCAGGCGUGGAAGGCCGGUGGUGAUCUCGGCGUCUUGAACUGCUCCGAUGUCAAUAAGGUCUUGAAUUCCGACCCCCAGCACCGCCUCCUCGUCGCUCGCUGUGUGGGCGACGAGUGGAACGAUACUAACGACCACCAAUGUGAAAACCCAAGUAACCAGUCGAUAACGAAGCAAUGCAACGACUCUGACCCACCGGUGCCCCUGAACGCCGUGGCCAAGAAGAACUUCACGACCGGCGCUGGGGUUCUCUACGGGGUGUUCUUCGAGUGUCAGCCGGAGUUUGUGUGGUACGACAGGGGGUGGCCGGGGCGCCUCACCCAGUGCGAGUAUGGGAAGUGGACUGUCAUCGAUAGCAUCUGUCUGGAAGAAUGCGACUUCCCAAGAGACUGCACCGACGUCUACAACCUCAACUUUAACACGUCCGGGAUCUACAACGUCAGGCCGAGCGUCGACCGUUGUGGGUCUGUGGUUCAAGUGUGGUGUGAGCUGGAGGACGAGGUCGAGGGGGCGUGGACCACGGUGCUUAAGGUCCCGUUCGCGGUUUCCUAUAGGUCAGAAACACGUGAAAAGUUCAUUGGAGGCUUUGGGAAACCGAAUGAGGAGAAAUUCUUCAUCGGGUUCAAAGCUCUGGCCAACCUGACGAUGGGGAAAGACACCUCUCGCCCUCUGGUGCUGCAGGUCUUACUCAACACCUCCGAGGGCCGCCAGCACCACACCACCUACCACAACGUGACCAUCGGCGGGGGGGAAACGUACACCCUCCUGACCCUGGGGGUGGAGCACGGCGACGGGGGCGACGGUCUGCGGGCGGCGGUGGGCCAGGACGUGGUGGGUGAUUCUUCGUAUACGUACUGGUGGAGUAACAGUGGGUCCAACCUCUUCAAUCGCCAGUGGGUGCCGUUCAGGAAGGAAAGUGGAAGCUUGUAUACAAGGAAAGUGGAAGUUCGAGUACGUUCCCAAGACUAUGAUGCUGCCAAGUGGUGUCCGCCCCUUGGGAUAUCGGAGGAGGGAUGGCGGAACGAUUACUACACGCCCUGGGGAGGCUCCGUGCCCAUCAGCCGAGCCCCCGGAGCCCUGGUCAGCGUCACCUGCCUUGGGGAGAUGAUGAAGCAACGGAACGGCAGGAAGUCGAAUGUCUUGCUGUGUGAGGACAAGGGUGAUGGUGUGCCUCCCGCCUGGAAUGACACGCUCUCUCUCCCGUGCGAAAUUGUGUGUCCUGCUGAUUUCCAGAGUUUCUUCGAAGAGCACCUAUGUCUUUGUAGCGCGGAAAUAUCAGAAUCACCGUAUUACGCCACGACCGCCUCCCUAAACUGUGCCGACAGGAGCGGAGCCUCAUUGGCGCUGCCCUUCAACUCGUCUUACCUGACUAAUGUCUCUUACGACAAGCCACUCCUCACCGGCCUCAGAGUGGUGAACGGCACCAUCCUUCCGCGUUAUCCUUCCGGCCUGUCCUGCUCCGGUCAACAAGGGGACGAGGAGUGCGACGUAAACGGCAAACUACACUGUGUGGCCACGGAGGUCCAAAGUACCUACAAGUUGGUGGACUGUGCCGGCAGCGCGGAGUACGAAAAAAGCCUCUGCCAGCUCCCGCCUGCGUGCCCUGAAAAGUACAAGAAUCACGGCGGCUUGUGUUACUCAGUGGUGUCUUCAGUGGACGGCGUGGUGGAGGCGCUGAAGAAGUGUGCCGGUCAGCGCGCCUCCCUGGCCUACCCACAGCGCCUGGAUAAGCUGGACUUCUUCGCACGGAUGGUUAGGGAGGAUGAACUGAAGACAAACGGCGGCAACCUGAGUCAGCCUCGAGAAGUCAUCCUCGGCCUCAACGACGCCCACGGGAACUGGAGCGGCGGUGGGCUGUUCUCUCCUGACGACGACGUGAAGGGCGCGGCGACCACGUCAGACGGAGACCACUGGCGGGUGUUGACGGUGCCCCCCGACCCCGCCAACGCCCCCACGCUGAGCCCCGCCACGCUAGACGCCGGGACCGCCUCACACGCCAUUUGUCAGCUGUUUCUUCCCGAGGGCUGCUUCAACAACACCCCGGCUCCCUCGGCCAACAUGUCUUUGGAUGCGAACAGUGACACUGGAGUGGGCUCAAAAAUCACUUACCGGUGUAACGUAGGCUACUUCGUGGAGGGCAACACCAGCAGGAGGAACCAGACUCUCACCUGCCUGGGCGUCGCCGGGGCCUGGUUCCCGGAGCUGCACGAUUGUUACAUGGCCGAGGUGUGUCUUGAGGAGCUGCCACCGCCACCCUCGCCCCUCGCCACCAACACCACCGACGAGGACCUGCGAUACAUCAACGGCAGCAUCACCUACGAAUGUCCGCCCGGCUUGGCCACAGCGGACGGCGCCGUGAACCAGACCGUCACCUGCUCCCAGACCGACUCCACUGGGGACAGCUUCGCCUUCCAGCCCUCCCAGCUCAGCUCCUGCAACGUGUGCGUCGGGCAGCCCACCGUCGCCAACGCUACAACGAACUGGAACGCCUCGGAAAUCUACACCGUGAACGAGACCGUGAUUGUGACAUGCCCGGACAACCACCUCCUGUACGACCUCGACGACACCUCCGGGGCCCUCAGGUGCUCCGAGAUGGGCUGGGAGGAGUGGUUCUGCUACGAGGCCUGUACUCAGGACCCACCCAGUCCCGGAGCCAACAUGACUCAAGGAAAUGGCACACGGCAGGUGGGACACAACCUUACCUACACCUGUCAGCCCGGCACCUUCAUCCCGCCCCGAGAGCUGUGCGAGGAGCCGCGGACUGAAGUGGAGGUGAUGUGUGAGACGAACUACACAUGGACGUACAAGGAAGACGACCUGGACUGCUACCCACUGUGCCCGGACGAUCCUCCUUACGUGAGGGACAACGUCACCUCCUCGUGGGACGAACUAACCAGGCUUGUCGGGACGCAGGUAAACUUCACCUGCCCCACCAACCACACCUUCCCCGACCUCAAUGACACCAUAAUCGUCACCUGCGAGGAUGACGGGGAGUGGACGACGCUCAACACCUCCUUCCUCACCUGCCGCAUCCCCUGCCCCGACGCUGAGCCUUUCCCAACCCCCGACAACGCCACCGUCGAAUAUGCCCCGAGUUCCGCCCCGUACUGGGUCAGCGACGAGUUUCUCUACAUGUGUCCCGAUGGCUACGUGUCCCCCUUGUCCAACACCAACGCCACCCAGCACUGUGAGGAGGAAGACGGGUGGAUCCUCAGCGAGCCGGGCUUUGGGUGCUACAAGGCGUGCCUCCAGGACCCGCAGCCCGCCCCCGAGCCGGGCAACACCACCUGGGACGGGUUCAGUAGACUCGUGGACACGCAGGUCAAUCUUACCUGCCCCGUCAACCACACCUUCAGCGACUUCAACUCGACCAUCAGCCUCACCUGUAAUGAGGACGGGAACUGGACCUACGUAGACCCUGAGCUGCUCGUCUGCCGCAUAGCAUGCCCUGAGGACCCCCCCGAAGCCCCCGCCAACGCCACAGUGGAGGGCGUUGAUCCCCCUUACUGGGUUGGGGAUAACCUGACGGUGGCGUGCGAGGAGGGGCUGGGGCUGGAGUGGGGGGGCAAAACCGUCAUCAUCCAGUGCCGGGAGGACGGAUGGACCGAGUUGAACCCAGGGUUUAAUUGCACGCCAGCCUGCGACCCCCCACCCUUACCCCCGGGCCGCGCGACGUACAACCACACGGGGCCAACUCUCUGGGGGGUGACGAUCGAGUAUUUCUGCUCCUUUGGGUUCAAUCUCGGUCCCACCAAUCUCACCUCCACCUGCAAAGAGGGAGCCUGGACGCGCACCUCCCUGCCGCCCUGCUUUGGUGAGUGUCAUGUGUUGUAGUAGUAGUAGUAGUAGUAGUAGUAGUAUUGGGAACGCACUAUUUUACGAGGUAUUCUCAUUUCUCUUAUUAUUUUAUCCUCUUCCUCCUCUUUCCUUUAUUAAACUGAUAGAUAGAUAGAUGGAUAGAUACAUACAUACAUAGACAGAUGGAUAUGUUGUAAGAUAGAUAGAUAGAUAGAUAGAUAGAUAUGUAGGUAGAUAAACAGAUAGGUAGAUAGAUGGAAAGAUAGGUCGACAUUUGUAGUACUUCUAUAAGACCUUCUUCUAUAGUCUAAUACUUCCAGCCCUUUAAAUAGAGCAGGAAACUGAUUGCCUUGUGCUGUUUUCAUUCUUUUUUUUUUUACUUUACUGUUUCCUCCUUUUUCUCUCUUACUUGCUCAUUUCUCUCCAGGGCGAGGAAAAAAAAAAAAUAGUUCGUCUUCUUUUUUCUACUUUUCCCGAUGAGUUGCAAUUCUCUCGUCUCGUUGGCAGAUCAAGAAGUAUUGUCCCGUUUUUUCUUAUUUUUUCCUGUCUUUUCUGUCUCGUACUCGAUCUUAUGUUUAAAAGCCAAAAAAAAAAAAAAAAGAAAGAAAGAAGC